AUGCCCAGGGCUCUCCGUCUACUCCGCGCGGUCGCUCGCGUCGUGCCGCCCCCGCUCUUCAUAAUCCAUCGCAAAGCACGCACUUCGCCUGCUGAAGCUGCUCUCCCUGCACCCGAGGAACCGCAUGUUCUUGUGCUGGCCUCGGGCUCAACUGCUACGGUGGCGACCCUCGACGCGCCGCCUACCACCGCCAAUCGUAAAGCAAGGGUGCUGCGCUUCAAAUCCAAACGCCCGAGCCGCGCGCGCAGAACGGCGAAGGACGUCCUCCUGCUCAGUCUCGACGCCCUCUCCGAAUCCUCGGAUGUAUUCCCGCCGCUCAAGAGCGUCGUCGGCGGACUGCGCUUCUUCGUGGUGCGAGCCGAGCUCAUCUCCGACAACAAAGAUCAAGUCCGCGCCAUAUACGCACAGAUCGGCUCAUUCGCGGAAUCGCUGGUGCGCGCCAUUCCCGACGUUACUGCGCUCUCGCCCGCGCACAAGGCCGCUAUAGAAGCCCUUGCCCAACACCUGAGCGCCAUCUGCACGGACUUGGAAAUGGUUGUCAAGAAGCGCUCGUUGGCGCUUCGCUUUCUCCGUGCGAAGCGGGAUUCGGCACAGAUACAGGACCUUUCGAAGCGGCUUGACCAAGCUCACAGUGCUUUCACGAGAACCAUGUUGUCGAGCAUGCACAUUACCACCACGCAGAUCCUUGACUGUGUACAGCCCAUGCGUGUAGAGGUGCACCGCCUCUACCGUUUGGGGCUACUUUUUUUUUGCAACCGCAUAGACCUGUAUACUGAAACGCGCCUUCAACACAUCCGCCAUCGCGAAUCUGGCUCAUGA
Molecule: messenger RNA, 819 nt
Organism: Peniophora sp. CBMAI 1063
Lineage: Eukaryota; Fungi; Basidiomycota; Agaricomycetes; Russulales; Peniophoraceae
Source: the annotation of a GenBank genome assembly